Ricinus communis (castor bean) is the source of this 2102-nucleotide messenger RNA. Its product is annotated as protein TIC 56, chloroplastic. Bases 108 to 1625 code for a protein of 505 amino acids. The transcript has 5 exons. The record is from RefSeq and is a predicted model, not a curated record. NCBI's taxonomy places the organism in Eukaryota, Viridiplantae, Streptophyta, Magnoliopsida, Malpighiales, Euphorbiaceae.
CUUCGCUACUGUCACAGUGACACUAUCUUCUUCUUCUUCUUCUCUUCUUGUUCAUCUUGCUCUUCAAAAAUCUUUCGUUUCCCCCACAAUCAAAACCCUGUUCCCUAAUGGCGUCAAUCAAUUUCAAUUUCUUUGAUAACUGGUUCAACAAACCACCAAACCCAUUUCCUCCAAUAAACCUUCUCCCACUAAUCCACUCUUUAUCCUCAAAAACCACUCAACAGCAACCACCCUCCAAUUUUGCUUCCAUUUCCAUCUCAAACCCAUUUAACAAACCCAAGAAGCCCGAACAAUCUGAAGCAGACCAACAACCCGGAUACUGGCAACAAAUGCUAGACCAGUUCUUUUACGAACACGAAAACCUACCCGAUUACCGCCAUACACCAGAAGUCGAAAGAAUCCUAAACGACCACCCGUAUUUAGAACAGAAAGAAAACCCAACUGAAGAAGAAAUUCGAGAAAAUGAAAGGUUUUGGAAAGAAAUCGAGUCCAACCCAGUUGUUAAGUUCUUGGCACGAGCUGAACAAAUUGAUGACAAGAUUAAUGAGAUGGAGUUGAAAGCAAAUGAGAUUCCGUAUCGAUGGGAGGACAGGAAGAUGUGGAAGAACGUGCCAAAUGUUAUUGGACCGGACGGCAGGCCAAUGCCAAGAAAGGCUAUAAGGACUAGGAAAGAAAGUGAUGAUAAGUUUUGGGAUUUUGCUAAGCAGUUCUUUUUUGGGUUAUGGGGGUUUAGGCAAAGACCUUAUCCGUCUAGUAGACCUAUUGAUGUUGCUCAGGCUAUUGGAUAUAAAAGAUUGGAGCAGCGAUACUAUGAUUUUAUUAUGAGAAGUGGUGGAUUUUAUUAUAAGGAUCGACUGGGAAGGACACGAGGACCUAUGGAGUUGAUACAGCUCAAAACUGCUUGGGGUGCUGGGAUAAUUGAUAAAGAUACUUUUAUAUGGGGUGAGGAUAUGGAUGAAUGGGCUCCAAUACAUAUGAUUUAUGGCAUGGAACGUGCCAUUGCUACUUGGGAAGUUAGACUUGGUGCCGCAGCAACAGCUUUCCUUCACAAACUUCAGAAAGGAAUUCCUCCUUGGGUUCCUCUGAAGGGACAGGAGUGUAAAACCUACAAACAGCUGCAACAAGAGGCGAUAGAGAGCAAAAAGCGUGACUUAGCUGUUUUAGAAGCUAAUGACGGUGUAUGGCCAGGAGCUAGAAUUCCCAGCCAUGCCCUAUUUCUUUGGGCAAGUGGUUCUGAGCUGACCACUAUUUUGGAAGCUGACCAUAUGCCAAACAAAUACAUUCCAAAAGAUCUCAGGCUCCAAUUGGCUAAAAUUAUCCCUGGCUUAAGGCCAUGGGAGGUUCUAAGUGUUGAGCAAGCAAUGGAUCAAAUAACAUAUGGUGGCCAAUGGUACCGUGAACCGCUUGGCUCAUAUACAACAGGUCCGCCAUACAUCCGGCAUUGGAACAAAGAUGUCAAGAGAUUGUUUCGGACUUUCUACAAUCUCAGCAUCCAAGUUUACAACAAACUGAACAGGACAAUUCCUGGUUUCGAGGCUAUAUUGGAGAAAGUCCAGGCUGAUGCUGAGAUCAGGAAUGCCAGACGUGAAGAGAAGAGAAAAGCACAAAAGAGAGCCGCCCGGUAAGUGAUGUUAAACAUGUGAUUUGAGAAUGACAGAUAGUGUCACUGUGAUAUCAAAGUUCCUGACUUUGGAGGAUUUAAUGUUAACCCAAAGUGAAAAUUCUAAAUUUCUAUACUUAUGGCAAAUUUUAGACAAAAUGGGUUCAUUCAGCUUUGAAAUGAGAGGUAGCUCUUGAUUCGUCUUUCAAGCUUUUUGAAGGUGAUCAAGAACAAAAUUAGGUGACGCCUUGUAUUUCAUGAAUGCCUGUAAUGAUUAGAAAGUUUAAAUAGGAAAAAAUGCAAAGAAAUUUGUUUGGACCAAAUUGUAUCAUCUGAGCAUGUGUGCAUGAGAAUGCAUUGUCUGUUGUAGGUAAAUUCUGGUGGGUUCUAUACUGGGUCCAUCUCCAUCGCGAUGAGUCUAUUAAAGAAACUCGGAUCUGAAUCCUUUUAUGCUACAUUUUGCAGUUAUUUUUUGAAAGAAUAAUAAUUUUAGAGAUUUUAA